AUGUCGCAUUACUGCGACACCUGCGGCAAGGACGGUCAUGAGUGGUGGGAUGGGCAGUGCGCGGGGCCAUGCCUUCACUGCGACGAGGGAGCAUUGGGACACGGGACGGCGAAGUGUGGCAAGGGCGACCGAUUUGGGGUCUACCGGCCGCAGCCGAUGACUUUGGCGGAGGAGAACAGAGCCUACCAUAAGAAGCUAAUGGAGGCAUUGGACAACCUCGCUCGGAGCAGAGCGUACGGUCAAUUGUUGAGGGAGACGUUGGAGGAUGGGCGUGCUGCGAAGAGGGCUGCGACAUUGCAGCAACGCACAGCUAACAAGCAGGACUACGAUGCGAGGAAGGCAUUCGAUAAAGAGCAUGGAGCAAAGCCGGGAUCGAGCAAGGGCAAUAUCCUGAAGGGUGCCAGCCAAGCGAUCGCGACGGUUGGUGUUGACAGAUUCCCUAGAGUGCAUGGCAAGGCGCGCAAGAAGUUGAGGAAAGAGGCGAAUCUUCUGCGGCUUCAGGACCCCCAGAGAUCAGGUCGCGAUAGCGACACUGCUGGAGAAGAUGGAGUGCAGAAUGGAGAAGAGAGCGCGGAGGCUAGAGAGGACGAGGUCACAGUCGUGAAAGAGGUCGGCAGAGACGAUGCAGGAUGGAAGAUUCCAGUAGCAAUUGUCGCGGACAAUAGAGCAUUUCUGGAGAAGCCCGCUCAUCCUUUCCGGACGAGACCGCAAAAGGAGCAGAAACAUAAUAGCCUAGCCGCUACUUUACGACGAAAAUCGGCACGUUUCCUCUAA
Zymoseptoria tritici IPO323 is the source of this 774-nucleotide messenger RNA. RefSeq lists its product as uncharacterized. The transcript has 3 exons. The record is from RefSeq and is a predicted model, not a curated record. Lineage: Eukaryota; Fungi; Ascomycota; Dothideomycetes; Mycosphaerellales; Mycosphaerellaceae. The coding region runs from base 1 to 774 and encodes 257 amino acids.